ACUACCACCUUCAUCCUCCAUCAACCCCAUCCCAUGCUGCAUGCACCUUUUCACCAUUACCACUUUCCAAUAUAACUGUCACCUCUUUCUCUCUCUCUCUCUCACUCUCCACACUUCUAUUUAAUCACCCCCCACCAAACUCAACCUCUACUCCUGCAUACACCAAACCACAAUGGCUUUCAUCUUCCUCUCUUUCAUCUUCUCCUUCUUCUUCUUCUCCUCUGUUCAUGGCUAUGAUGCUGGCUGGACCAGUGCUCAUGCCACCUUUUAUGGAGGUGGUGAUGCCUCUGGGACAAUGGGUGGAGCUUGUGGGUAUGGUAACUUGUACAGCCAAGGGUAUGGCACAAACACAGCAGCUCUAAGCACAGCUCUGUUCAACAAUGGACUCAGUUGUGGAGCUUGUUAUGAGCUCAAGUGUGUGAGUGAUUCCAACUGGUGUUUGCCAGGUUCCAUUGUUAUAACUGCUACAAACUUUUGUCCUCCUAAUCCUUCUCUCUCAAACACUGAUGGUGGAUGGUGCAACCCUCCUCUUCACCAUUUUGAUCUCUCCCAACCUGUUUUUCAACACAUUGCUCAGUAUAAAGCAGGGAUUGUCCCUGUUUCUUAUAGAAGAGUUGCAUGUAGGAAGAAAGGAGGGAUAAGGUUCACCAUUAAUGGUCACUCCUAUUUCAACUUGGUGCUGAUUACUAAUGUUGGAGUUGCAGGUGAUGUGCAUGCAGUGAUGAUCAAAGGGUCAAAGACUAAAUGGGAACCCAUGUCUAGAAACUGGGGACAAAACUGGCAGAGCAAUACUUAUCUCAAUGGCCAGGCCUUGUCAUUCAAGGUGACAACCAGUGAUGGUCACUCUGUGACCUCCAUGAAUGUUGCUCCUUCAGGCUGGUCCUUUGGCCAGACCUUCUCUGGUACCCAGUUCCAUUAAGGACAACAAGUAGAAAGACAAAAAAAGAA
Dioscorea cayenensis subsp. rotundata (Guinea yam) is the source of this 948-nucleotide messenger RNA. RefSeq names its product expansin-A15-like. Gene Ontology annotation, biological process: plant-type cell wall organization. The record is from RefSeq and is a predicted model, not a curated record. The transcript has 2 exons. Gene Ontology annotation, cellular component: extracellular region. Bases 173 to 919 code for a protein of 248 amino acids. Lineage: Eukaryota; Viridiplantae; Streptophyta; Magnoliopsida; Dioscoreales; Dioscoreaceae.